AUGGAUGACCUCGUGCAAGCUCUAGCACACCGCACCACCCUGCCCAUCACCCUCUCUUCCCUGCCCUCCCUUUCGCCAGCCGACCUUGCCUUCGCCGCUCUCCAACCUGAUCUCCCUCCUCUGGUCCGUCAACGAGCAUACCACGCCUUCACGGAGCGGCGUGCAACCUACCACGCCAACACAGACAGUCAGGCUGCUGACCCCCUCCUCGACCUCCCACUCGACUAUCCCAUCCCCGCCGCCCUCUCUUCCCUCUCCCUCCCUCACCUCCUACUGCUCCCAUACAACCCCUCCUGCGACUCCUCUCUCCUCACCCACGCCCACCAACUCCUUCUCUCCCUCCUCGCUCGCGAAGCAAAGAAGCGGGAACUGAAGGUCUUGAGGAUGUGCGUUAGGUGGGAGGGAGGGGAGAGGAGGGAGGAGGGGCUGAGGAUGAGGAUUGAGGAGGGGGGAUUGAGGGUUGUGCGUGACGGCGAAGGGGGAGAGGCGGAGGAGGAGGGGUUUACGUUUGAGGCGGGCGAGAUGCGCGAGGUUCUCUACAUCGCCGGCGCCGACGACGGCCACACCUCCAUGGACUGCACCCUCUCCCUCUCGCUCUCCUCCCUCGCCCUCUCGCCCCUCGUCUCCAUCAAGGAGUGUAUCGUGCGACUCGAGCUGGGCAUGCUAGAGGCAGGGGACGAGGCGUUCGUGAAGCUGAGGGAGAAGGUGGGUCAGUGGGCGGCGGAGGGGGCGUUUGAAGUGAGGGUGGUUCGCGCUGACCUGGCGAAGAACGGCUUCGCGAGUCCACCCGCGUCGCCUCCCAAGAACCGCUGCGCCAAACUUGCUCCUCCCCCUCCUCCCCCGCCUCCGCCGGCCAACUUCGAACCUCAGCGUCAACCAAUUGCCCGCAAGCAGACUCGCCAGCUCGAAACUGCGCCGCUCGGAACUCGGCCUCCUCCUCCCGCGGGGCUCGAAGCCGAAAUCUGGCAGUACGUGAGCGACCGUCCCGCACCCGUCGAAUGGCAGCCCGGCUUCUACGCCCGCGCAUUCGCCUUCCUCUCCUCCCUCGUCCCGUACGACACCCUCUCCGCGCCCGUCUUCACACCCGCCGAGGUCGCGCUGCUUUCGUUCGCGCCUAUUCCGGACGCACUGCCGGACUUGCACGGCAAGAGGAUGCGAGGGUCGACGAGCGCGAGGUUUGAGAAUACGGAGAGAUUGGCGCUGGAGUACCUGUACAAGAGCGGGCCACCGAUCACCCUCGACGCGACUCGCCUCAUCCUCCUCACCCCCUCCUACCCCUCUCUCCACCACUACGUCCGCACCUUAAGCAAGAUCGUCGCAGCGCGCGACGCGCUCGUCAUCGCCUGCAACCAAGUCCUCGAGAGACGUUUGUACCUGCGUCGUGGAGAUCCGACGGUCGUGAAUCCGAUUGAGGAGUUGAUUUCGGUGGUGGAGAGGAUUAGGGAUAACGUCGCUUAG
Molecule: messenger RNA, 1458 nt
Organism: Rhodotorula toruloides NP11
Lineage: Eukaryota; Fungi; Basidiomycota; Microbotryomycetes; Sporidiobolales; Sporidiobolaceae
Exons: 6
Coding region: 1-1458 (485 amino acids)
Source: RefSeq, a predicted model, not a curated record